Molecule: messenger RNA, 2415 nt
Organism: Paramecium tetraurelia
Lineage: Eukaryota; Ciliophora; Oligohymenophorea; Peniculida; Parameciidae
Exons: 2
Biological process (GO): phosphorelay signal transduction system; phosphorylation
Molecular function (GO): phosphorelay sensor kinase activity
Source: RefSeq, a predicted model, not a curated record
AUGCUCUUCUUCAUCAUAAGAUUGUUGGUACUUAUAACAGUUUUAUAAAGAAGCCCAAUUCAAAUCAGCAUAUUUUUUAUAGUCUAUCUCUACUUAUGCAUUAGAUUAGAAUUUUAUGCUAACUUAUUCCCUUAUAUUGGUUUGGUAUUCGUGCCUUUAAUGUUCAAAAUUGACAAGCACGAAUAAUUACUAUCUAAUUUAAUUACUGAAUUUUUCAAAGGAACAAUAACUAAUGCUAUAAUAAUAAUCGAUGCUUAAACAAAACAGCCUCUAUUUCAUACUAAUUAAAUUGAAUCUGAAUUUAACUAUUCAAUUGCGAAUCAAAAGCACUUUAUUAAUACCCUGGAAUAAUUUUAAGAUUCAACCCAUAAGACAUUAAGUUCUGUUUUUGAGGAAUAAAAAUUAUAAACAACCUCUGGAGAAUUGGCUUAAUAUUGCAAACUUCAAGAAAUAUCAAAUGAAGACUAUUCAUUUAUGGAUUCCCCUCAACAUAAAAAGGUGUCAACAUUUAUUCACGAUGAAAUUAAUGAAGAUAGAUAAGAAUUAGUUAUUGAAAGUCCUAAACUCUAGGGUAAGAUACUAUAAAAUUAGCACUCGAAUCAAUUUAAUGAUGAUACUCCUUAAUUAGGAAAGAAGAGUAAAUUUGGACAAUUCAAAGACAGUCAAUAUCAUUUUGAUACAUUCAACGAAUUAAAAUAAAAAAGAUUAAAUAUAUAAGUCUAACAUUGCAUUUGGGAUUAUAAGGAAGCAUUUAUGAUAUCAUUGAAAGAUUUGAGAAACUAGUAGAUGAUAGAAAUAUUGAAUGAUGAAUUAGAGGAGAGUAGGAGAUAGAAUGAAAAUAAGGAUUAGAUAUUGGCCACAGUGUUUCAUGAUUUUAAGACACCAAUUAAUGGCAUCUCAACCAUAGUGGAGGCAAUGGAAGAGAAAUUUGAUAUUAAUUCAUAAUAGAAAUACUAUUUAAGAAUAAUAAAGAAAAAUGUAUAUUUGAUGUUAUACAUGAUUCAAGACAUUUUGGAUUUUGCUAGAAUUCAAAAGAAUUAGUUAAGAUUAAGCAUUAGCGACUUCUAUUUAAAUGAAGUAAUAGAGGAGGUAGUUGAAUUGGUGGCGAUCUAAGCAGAAUAAAAAGGAGUUGUCAUAACUACUCAUUAUGAUCUGCCUACAUAUCAAAUAUAUAGUGAUCCAAAUAGAAUUAAGUAAGUCUUGAUGAAUUUUAUUUCUAAUUCAUUGAAAUUUACAGAAUCAGGAUCGAUAACUAUAUCAGUAUCUUCCCAUUAGACAGACAAAUCUUAACACAUUGUUCGAACUGGCUCAUCUAAAAAUGUGUUGAGUUAAUAAUAGAAUUAAUAAUAAUCUAUAGGCUAAUUGAGGAAACAACUUUCAGGUAGAUCAGUAAAAUCAUCAAAUGGAUCCAAUAGGAUGAUAUAUACCAUCACAAUAGCAGACACUGGUUGUGGUAUAUCUGAACUGAUAAAGCCAAAGUUAUUUAAUAUGUUUGCAACAUUCCCAAGUAAAGAAGUCUAAAACAAAUGUGGCACAGGAAUUGGGUUGAUGGUCUGUAAGAAAUUAAUCAGACUAUUGGGACCUUCUGAAAAUAUUGAUCUUUGGAGUGAACAAAAUAAAGGAACCAAAAUGACAUUUCAAAUCUAUUCUCGAUUAUCUGAUGACCCAAAAAGAUCUCCAAAUUAUAUUAGUGUUUUCAAAUAGGAGAGUAGUUCUAAGAAUUUUAACAUCGAUAGUCAAUCCUAAUUUGAUGAUUAACAGUCUAUUUAAUAAACAUUUGUUCGUUCUUCAUUAUUGUAUGUAUAUUCAAGACCAGUAGAAAAGCAUGAUAUAGACUAGGAUUUAGAUAUGCUACCUGAAUAUGAGGAUAUAGAUCAAUAGAAAUUUCAUAAUAUCAAUUAUAUGAAGAAUUAGAGAUCGCCAACAGUAAGUAAUAUCAAAAAUAAGGAACAAGCACUUGAUGAUUCCCAAGAUAUUAUCGACCCAAGAAGUCGUUUAUAAAGAAUAUUAUAAAAUAAACCAAAUUUUUCCAUUUUGAUUGUUGAUGAUCAACCCUUUAAUGUAUUGGCUUUGAAAUUGUUAUUAUAAGAUAUCUCUUAAAACAUCACCUUUUUAGAAGCAUAUAAUGGUUAAUAAGCUAUCAAUAAACUAAUAAGUUUCUAAAAAUAAAAAAAUAUCAAAUAUAUUUUUAUGGAUUUAUUGAUGCCAAUACUGAAUGGUUGGUAAGCCACAGAAAUGAUUAAAGAAAUGAUAUCCAAAAAGUAAGUAGAUGAACUCAAAAUUAUAGCCAUUUCUGGGUAUGAUGAUGAAAAUGAAUAAGAAAGAUGUGGAAAUAUUGGAUUUGAUGCCUUUAUUACCAAACCUGUGAAAUUAGAAAUGAUUGCAGAAGUAUUUGUGUAAUUAGAGAAAGUUUGA